AUGGCACCUGCCAGCUUUGAGAGAGUACGACGAGCAGCAACAGAAGCAUUGGCAGCAGCAGCAGCAUCAUCAGCAGCAACAGCAGCAGCAGCAUCAUCACCUACACCGACGCCGAAUCCGACGACCCUCAGCACCAGUACCACCGCCAUCGUCGUCGUCGCCGUCGUCCUCUGCGCCGCGGCGGUCAUCAUGUCGGCGGCGCUGUUCUACCUAUUCGACCGCAAGAAGCACGCCCAGUUCCGCGAGGCGUGCAAGCGGGACCCAUACCUCACGCGCAAGGAGUUCUCGCGGCGCCGCAAGCUCAGCGCCCUCGAGCGCCUCGAGGAGGAGGAGAUGCAGCGCAACAUCAUGAUCCGCAAGUCGCUCGCCAUCCGCGAGCCCUCGAGGCGGAGCAGCUACGAGGAUUUCAGCCUCGCGAGGUUGCAGCAGCAGCAGCAGCAGCAGCAGCAGCAGCAGCUCCAAAACAGCCUCCGGCAGGAAUACAACUACGGGGGCCGGCCCGUGUCGGUCUGGAUGCCGCGGAUGAGGUCCGCGUCCGAGUUGUCGGCGUGGUCCUCGUCGGGCUCGUCUGCGUCGUCGAUGCGGCACACCUACAUCGAGCCCCAUCCAGGCGUCGAGGUCGACAUCUCGCUGACCCCGCGCUCGAGGUCGCCGUCGCCGUCGCCGAUCCGCACGCCGCGGGUCAGGGUGGUCGUGCCGCCGCCCGCAGUAUCGGAGAUGGACGAGAUUUCCUCUCCGGGACUCUCGAGGCCUUCGGAUGCCCCCGUGCACCUGUCUUGA
Messenger RNA from Colletotrichum graminicola M1.001, 780 nucleotides. RefSeq lists its product as uncharacterized. Bases 1 to 780 code for a protein of 259 amino acids. Lineage: Eukaryota; Fungi; Ascomycota; Sordariomycetes; Glomerellales; Glomerellaceae. The transcript has a single exon. The record is from RefSeq and is a predicted model, not a curated record.